AGGGGUGGGUGGGGGACGGUGAGGGACAGCGUCCGAUUUCUGAGACCAGACGAAAGCUAGGGGACAGUCUGGGGUAGACGGGAUAAAAAGCGGAUGACUCGUGGGGAAGGCGGGAUUUCAAUUCGGACCAAAUGCUCCGCUCCCACUUUGUCGCACCACAGGCCACCUCCGGCCGCGCUCGGUUUGUGAGCGUUUCUUGGGUGGAGGCGGCUCAAAUAAACAAAGACUGACCAAGGCACCUGAGGCUGGACAGAAAGCCAGGCCCGUUUAUGUGGGUAUGGCUCAGGGGGAGGGCAGAAGAUCUGGUUUCUCCCCCACCCCCGCCUCCCCGAGAUUCCCCAUGCCGAGUCCCUAAAGAGCCGGACCAGGAACGCGUCCUUGAAUACUAGAAGCUCUGCUCAGCCGCUCUCUUGGCUGAUUCCACCCUGACCGUGGUCCCACAGGAGCUCGCGAGCGCCUAGUGCAGUGGGGCGCGGCCUUUUUGAGGGGCCCUCCCCUCUCCCGGGCGUGCUCGCGCCUGCGCUUGCGCUCGCGUCCGCCGCCGCCUCUGCCUCUGCAGCCUCUGCAGCCUCUGCAUCCGCUGCCGCCAUCAUGAUCUGCCUAGUGCUGACCAUCUUCGCCAACAUCUUCCCCUCAGCCUGGACCGGUCUGAAUGAACGGACCUUCCUGGCCAUCAAGCCUGACGGAUUCCAGCGACGCCUAGUGGGAGAGAUCAUUGAGCGCUUCGAGAAGAAGGGCUUCAAGCUGGUGGGGCUGAAGCUGGUGCAGGCCUCGGAGGACCUCCUGAGGGAGCACUACUCGGCUUUGCGGGACCGGCCCUUCUACAGCCGCUUGGUCAAGUACAUGAGCUCGGGCCCCGUGGUUGCCAUGGUGUGGCAGGGGCUGGACGUAGUGCGCUCUUCUCGAGCCCUCAUCGGAGCAACCAAUCCUGCGGAGUCCUCGCCGGGCACCAUCCGAGGAGAUUUCUGUAUCGAAGUGGGCAAAAACGUUAUUCAUGGCAGUGACUCAGUGGAGAGCGCCCGCCGGGAGAUUGCCCUUUGGUUCCACGCAGAUGAGCUGCUCUGCUGGGAAGACAGUGUAGAUCGAUGGUUGUACGAGUAGUUUGGCCCAGCUAAAGUAUCCUCCGGGUAUGACUGAGAAAGGGAUUUUGCUUUAUGCACCAAAAACUUCCUCCGGGUCUAAGAUCAGACCCAUCCCUUGGCUUAAACUCUUGGUUUGCAAACAGGCCUGAGGGAGUAAAAUGUUCUGUAGGAAAAUUUUCCCCAGGCUGGUCCCUGGAUUGCUCUGCCUCUCAAAAAUCACCCAAGGGUAGGGUGUGAGGGGUUGGCGGGGAUAUUUAUCUGUGAGCUGAACUCAAGACGAUUUGAGGUACUGAGGCCAGUGAAAGUGUAGCCCAAUUUGACUUGGCAGAUUUUUUUGAGCAGAAAACGUCAGUGCACCUUGCUCUGGGCAUUUAGUGGUGAGGAAACCUAGAUUUGCUGUCAAGUCCUUCCCCCACCCCACAAAUGCCUUUGGAGACCAGCACCAUUCCCUGAAUCUGGCUAGAGAUAUUGGAAAUCAAACUGAAUUGGUGAGGCUGAGAAAGCUCAGUGAUAACAGUCAUCCUGGGUAAUUGGGAUGGACAGUCAUCCAGUUCUGGUGACAGGUUAGGACCUGAAAUGAUUGAGUUGUAGCCCCCUUUUCUCCCUUCCCUUGGAAGUAUGUGUAUUAGCACAAACUAAAUGCAACAGCUUUUACAAAAAAAAAAAACGUGUUUUUUUUCUCCUUAUUUUGGGGU
Messenger RNA from Antechinus flavipes (yellow-footed antechinus), 1777 nucleotides. It is a transcript of the gene NME3, whose product is annotated as NME/NM23 nucleoside diphosphate kinase 3. Gene Ontology annotation, biological process: UTP biosynthetic process; GTP biosynthetic process; CTP biosynthetic process. The record is from RefSeq and is a predicted model, not a curated record. NCBI's taxonomy places the organism in Eukaryota, Metazoa, Chordata, Mammalia, Dasyuromorphia, Dasyuridae. Gene Ontology annotation, molecular function: nucleoside diphosphate kinase activity. The coding region runs from base 592 to 1101 and encodes 169 amino acids. The transcript has 5 exons.